UUGCAUGUCAACAACAGAGUGCGGAUACAUAACCACGAAAGGAGUGGUGUGUUGGCUGUGGCUGCGUUGAGACUGGGUGAGAUGAUGGAGCUGAUGGAGGCGACGGUGGAGGCGUUGAAGGCGAUGGUUCCCCUGCAGGCCAGUGGGUGGCCUGUGUCUGUGGCUCUGCUCCUGCUCUUCCUGGGCCUCCUCUACUGGUAUUCUAUCUAUCCAUACUCGGUUCUGGAGCGUUGUGGAGUGCCACACCCGAAACCCAUGCCAUUCUUUGGGAACAUAAUGCUGUUCCGCCAGGGCUUUCUGGACCCUCUCAAGAACCUGAUCGACACGUAUGGACGAGUUUGUGGAUAUUACCUAGGCAGGAGGCCUGUUAUUGUGGUUGCCGAUCCAGACAUGCUGAGGCAGGUGAUGGUCAAGGAUUUCAGCAUGUUCCCUAACAGGAUGAGAGUGCGCUUCUCCAGUAAGCCGAUGAGUGAUUGUCUCCUCAUGCUGACCGAUGACCAGUGGAAGAGAGUGCGCAGCAUCCUCACCCCCUCCUUCAGCGCUGCCAAGAUGAAAGAGAUGGUGCCAUUGAUCAACACAUGUACUGAGACAUUACUCACCAACCUUGAAGGACAUGCAGAAAGUGGGCAGACGUUUGACAUCCACAAGUGUUUUGGCUGCUUCACCAUGGAUGUGAUAGCCAGCGUGGCCUUCGGGCUGCAGGUGGACUCCCAGAAUGACCCCAACGACCCAUUUGUGUAUCACGCCCAGAAGUUCUUCUCCUUCUCCUUCUUCCGGCCAAUCGUGUUUGUGUUCAUCAUGUUUCCCUUCAUGUUCCCCCUGAUGCGGUUCCUGCCCAAUAAGAAUCGUGAUGACAUGAACUCAUUCUUCAUCAGCUGCAUCCAGAAAAUGAUCCAGCAACGAGAUGAGCUACCGCCCGACCAGCGACGCCGCGACUUCCUGCAACUAAUGCUCGACUCGCGGACCUCCAAGGAGGCUGUGUCGAUCGAGCACUUCGACGUCGUCAACCAAGCAGACGAGGCCGCCCCCUCUACACCCACGCACACACACUCCGCCGCACAACACACGCUCAACGGCUCGACGGCCCAGGAGUCGCCCAAGCGGUCCCCCGCACCGGCCGCGGCCCAAGGGGCAGCGCAGAAGCGCGUGAUGACGGAGGACGAGAUCGUGGGCCAGGCCUUCAUCUUCCUCCUGGCAGGCUACGAGACCAGCAGCAACACGCUGGCCUUCACCUGCUAUCUGCUGGCCACACACCCGGACAGCCAGCGGAGACUGCAGCACGAGGUGGACGACUUCUUCACCAAACACGACACUCCAGACUAUAAUAACGUUCAGGAGCUGAAGUACAUGGAUAUGGUGGUAGCAGAGGCCCUCAGGAUGUACCCUCCAGGCUUUAGGUAUGCGAGGACUGUGGAGGAGGACUGCAUGGUGAAUGGACAGCUCCUGCCUAAAGGAGCAACGCUGGAGAUUCCAGCAGCAUACAUGCACUAUGACCCCGAGCACUGGCCUGAACCAGACAAAUUCAUCCCAGAGAGGUUUACGGCCGAGGCGAAGGCGAGCCGCCACCCCUUUGUGUACAUCCCCUUUGGGGCGGGCCCUCGUAGCUGCGUGGGCAUGCGAUUGGCUCAGCUGGAGAUGAAGAUGGCGCUGACUCUCAUAAUGCAGCGUUUCACUGUGGAGGCCUGCAGUGAGACCAAGGUACCACUGGAGUUAAAGUCCCAAAGCACUCUGGGGCCUAAGAACGGCAUCUUGGUCAAAAUCAGCAAAAGGGCCACCUCACAUGGGACCACACAGGAAUGACUGGAGAGACACAGGACUGUCUAGAUUAAUGUAGUACUACACUAAUUGAUUUACUCAUUUACAUUUGAUUUGUAUGUUUUUCCAAUUGACAGUUGAUUUUUUUUAAUUUUUUGUUUUAAAUGAACUGAAGCCAGAAUAUAAGUUGUUAAUGAGAUGGGAAUGCAGAAGCGCCUAUUACUUUCUGCUUUGGUUACAAAAGUAACUCAUCUAGGUCACUAGGGGGAGCUCUGUGGAAGAUGUACUGUAUGUUGUGAAAGAAGGGAAUAUGGUAUUAUGAAUAAUAUCUGAAGAACUCGAGUGGUUAGCAGGACCUGUAACUGCUUGAGCUCACACACGCACACACACACACACACACACACACACACACACACACACACACACACACACACACACACUGGUGCAAUUACUCUGACACUAGUUUGGAGUUGAACAUGGUUUUAAACUCCAACUCCAGUUUAAAACUGUGUUAAACUCCAAACCAGCGACAGAGCAAAUUGCCCCACUGUGUCUGACAGAGGGCUCUGGAACAACAUCUGGGUCAGAGGUUUGGGUGAGGUCCAUAAGCAGUGAGACACCAACCUGAUAUUCCACUUCAUGUGCUGUGAACAAAGAUAACCUCACCCUCAGACACGGCCAUGUUGGGCCAUUGAGCCACAGAGAAAUGCCUCAGCAACUCAGAUUUCUCAGAGAUGGCGCUUUAACAGAUAAAGAUAAACUGAACCGCAAAGGUGCGCUAUUAGCACUAUAGCUCAGUAUUUGUACUAGGCAGCUCCACAAGAGAGCGAACUUAAGGUCAUCAUUUCUCCUCUCCUUGAUUUAUCGCCCGAGACUUGAAUGUACAUAGUUACUGAUAAGAGUGUGACAUGAUGUGAAUUUUACUGAAUAAUGCUGUGAUGGACUCACAAAAUGCACAAUGUACUGUGAGAGUUAUCACAGCUGAAGGAAUGAGAAUUCGUACGAGUGACGAGAUGGAACGGGGGCGUAAAUGAUUCUCUGACAUGUAAACUAUAUUGUUGAAAGCAAUCCUUCACAAUGUGAAGUGUAAAUCAUAGACUGCAAUAAAUAGACUGCUCAUU
Sardina pilchardus (European sardine) is the source of this 2876-nucleotide messenger RNA. It is a transcript of the gene tbxas1, whose product is annotated as thromboxane A synthase 1 (platelet). Gene Ontology annotation, molecular function: steroid hydroxylase activity; heme binding; oxidoreductase activity, acting on paired donors, with incorporation or reduction of molecular oxygen. The transcript is spliced from 14 exons. The record is from RefSeq and is a predicted model, not a curated record. NCBI's taxonomy places the organism in Eukaryota, Metazoa, Chordata, Actinopteri, Clupeiformes, Clupeidae. The coding region runs from base 82 to 1800 and encodes 572 amino acids.